Pocillopora verrucosa is the source of this 1896-nucleotide messenger RNA. The record is from RefSeq and is a predicted model, not a curated record. NCBI's taxonomy places the organism in Eukaryota, Metazoa, Cnidaria, Anthozoa, Scleractinia, Pocilloporidae.
AGUAUAGGUCCUAAAGUAACGCCUUUUAAUGAGUAAUUGAUCGAUUGACAAGCGGUGGAUGCAUCAGAUGCUGGGCUUGACGACAGGCUUUGGAAUGGAAACGACCCCUUAAGCCUUUUUAAGCCCAUCUGCUCAAUCAUGCACAUCGCGUGAUUUCUCGGAAACAUGGAAAGCUUUUGAGUCACUGCCAGUGCUAUGCUGUGUUCAUUGGAAAGUCAUCUCUCCAUUCAAAUUUCUGAAUCCUGAAGAUAAGCUUGCUGUUAGCUGGGUGCAUUUUCGAGUUUUUUUGCUUAGUUUCUGAAGAGGGAAAGACCAAGUUUGAAUACACAAGGAUAUACAAAGCAGCAGCAUUUGUUUAUCGUAACGAUGAAAGCAUUUAAACUUUCGAACCUUUUACGUAGUGAUUCAGUGCCUCCCAGUUUCUGAAGAGGGAACGACUAAGCUUGAAGACCUAAGGACAUAUAGAGCAGAGCAGCAUUUGUUUAUCUUAACGAUGAAAGCGUUUAGACUUUCGAUUCUGUACGUAGUGAAUCAGUGCCUAACAGUGUCCAUUCAUGCUACAGUUUAUCCAAGUAUGACCGCUGCUCCAAACAAGUCCAUAGAAGCCGUCAUUGGUGAAACUGUGUCAUUUAGGUGGCACUACAAUUCAGGAGGUCUAAAGAAUGAUCUUUUCGAGGUUGUGUUUGGUAUUUGGAAGAGUCCUGGCUUCCUGAAAACAAAGUUGAUAGCUGUCAACUCGAGUGGUUUUGCCUCAACAAGGUCUUCAUAUAAAUCCUCCGUGGGUUGGGCAGGAAAUUUGACAUCCUCUGUUGCAGUGUUUGAACUUUACAAUGUAAAACUAAAAGAUAGCAAGAAGUAUGGAAUAGUGGUAGAAUACGGACUUCAGAAUACCCCGCUGACCGACUCGGUUCAGCUUCAAGUUAAGUCCAGACGCUCACCAGAAAUCACUACGCCACAACAGACAAGUGUCACAACAACUGCGAGAGCUACAAAUACAGGGUCUCCAGAUACGCCGAAAGAGCCCGACGUUUCGGUGCCAAGAAAACCAUCGGAAAAAUCCUCUUUUAAAUGGGCGGUGGCAUGUGGAAUCAUCGUCUGUGUUGUGAUAACACUCACUGCAGGCCUUUACUUUUACAGUCAUAAAAAGAGCCCUAAACAUGACGCAUAUAAUUCUAUCUUCACUUAAACCAACAAAAAAGGAAUUUUGCGUUUGAUUCUGGGUGACUCGUGCCAAGAAAAUUAGAAGGUCUAAACACCGUUGUCAUGAGCAUAAAUCCCAGUAUUAGGCCAUUGCCAUUUAUAACGGCUGGAAAUAUUGUUUAGAAACUGCUGAAAAAUUAAGAAGUAGGCAUAGCCAUGAAAUAGCUGAGAGAGUUGUAAACGUUCAAUGAAAACUAAGGCGUUUUAGGGCGGUCAGUCUGAAGCAUUAACUCAUUAUUUCAGUAUAGACCACAAUAGUUGCCAUUCCCUUCCAGUUCCAAUUUUUUCAGAAAAUUUUUUUUUUAAAUAUCAUAGCUAGUUUAGACUAAUCCCUUUUUCUCUGGGUAUCAUUCUCAUACAUUGAUUCUACUCAGUUCCUAGCCUCAACUGAAAAGUGUUCUAGCACAUGUUUUGAGGACGCACUAUCGAAGACUGAUGACUGUUGCGCCCAAAACAACCCUUUACAUUGAUUACUCCGUGUAAGAGUAGCUACCAUAAACAUUCGGGCUUAUACAGGGAGUCACUAAAAAAUUUGAAUUUAUUUCGCCUUAUCUUGUUGUGUAUGUAAGAAAUUAUAGCUAUGUCGUCGAAUGCUUAAUGUUAGGUAUUUCGAUCUUUAGAUUAUCCAUGUUUUAUCUGUUAAAAUUUUUAUUACCUUUUUUUAGAGGAAUUUAAAAUAAAAUUUUUUUUCAGAGA